Messenger RNA from Dovyalis caffra, 360 nucleotides. Lineage: Eukaryota; Viridiplantae; Streptophyta; Magnoliopsida; Malpighiales; Salicaceae. The record is from the annotation of a GenBank genome assembly.
AUGGAAGAUAAUGUGAGCGACGACGGGAAGGCUGGUUUCUCUGGUGUUUACCUUGCUCAUCUGUUCAACUGUCAUCCUUAUUACCGCCACGUGGAUGUUUUAUAUUGGCAAAUUUCGUGCGCAAAGCUGCUCCUAUCGAGAACAGGUCCUGAUUGUGCAGACGACGUCGUUUCGCUAUUCUUUUUUUGCUCUUUUUUACGCAUGUCAGUCAAACAAGGAAACGAACGACACCGUAGGGUUAUUUUCGUUCUCAAAUGCAAAUUAGGGCUGACAAAUCAACGGUUGUCUAAUGUCUUUCCUUGCCUUGUAACAGAGGAGAAGAAGAAGAAGAAGAAGAAGAAGAUCAUACAUAUCGCAUGA